Glarea lozoyensis ATCC 20868 is the source of this 576-nucleotide messenger RNA. RefSeq lists its product as uncharacterized. The transcript is spliced from 4 exons. The coding region runs from base 1 to 576 and encodes 191 amino acids. The record is from RefSeq and is a predicted model, not a curated record. Lineage: Eukaryota; Fungi; Ascomycota; Leotiomycetes; Helotiales; Helotiaceae.
AUGAAGUUCCUUAAUAUCAUCACAUCCCUUGGAGCUGCUACACUGGCCUUGUCCGCUGCACUACCGGCUGCCGAGCUUGAGAGCAAAGUCGAAUUCAGAGCUAUUGCCGAUGUUACAGAACCACCACCAUUUGUGACCGACGGAGGAAUUGAUAUUCCAGGAGCUGUCAAUGACAGAUCUUUGGUGCCAAAGGCAGGGGCCUUGUUCGAUCGUGAUAUGUCCGUGAUGUGUGGGUAUGCCGAGUGUAUUGGUUCCCGCUUCAUUCAUCCUCAACAUGAAAGUGAAAUGUGGCAUGCAUUCGACCGGUACUACGGAGGUGGAUUCCGCGUAAAAUCAUACCAAACCUAUUGCAUCAAAUGUAGAGGCGGUGUCAUUGCUUUUAGCAAUAUAGUCAGCUACUCUAUCGAUGUCACUAGAAAUGAUUGGCUUCGAUCAUACGAUUGUCUUAGACCAUUGAUCUUGUCAGGAAAGAGUCGCUGUUUUCUUGGUAGUUUGACUUUUGGUUAUCACGGCGGAUGGCGCGUCGGUGCUGUUCAGGAAUUCGAUGGGUACGAUGGGUGCAUCGAGGGUUGCUAG